GCUAGGAACAGCUCACCCCGAGCAGGCAGCACCGCAGAUCAGCCGGAGAGAGGGAAAGAGAAACAAGCAGCGUGAGAGAGCGAGAAGGAAACGCUUACAAGAGCAAAAGCAGCAGGAUCAGGCAGCACGUAUAUCCUGACUAGAGGAAUUCCAGCAGGGAAUUUAGCACUGUCGUAGCUGCGGGUGUUGUUAUUGUUGUUUUUGGUGACGAGAGGCAAUCGGAGGCGGGUGGGUGACCGGGACGCAGCAUGUUCGACUGUAUGGAGGCUCUGGGCAUGGGUCCCCGCCAACUGUACGAUGUCACCAACCGGGGAGCAUGCAUGCUUCGGAAGGCGAGUCCUUUCUAUGCUGGACUGGACCCUUUUGCUUGGACCGGGACAGCCAGCGUACGCUCGGUGGAGACUCAGAGCACCAGUUCGGAGGAGAUGGUGCCCAGUUCCCCUUCCCCGCCACCUCCACCGCGUGUUUACAAACCCUGCUUCGUCUGCCAGGACAAGUCUUCUGGGUACCACUAUGGUGUCAGUUCUUGCGAGGGCUGCAAGGGUUUCUUCCGUCGCAGUAUUCAGAAGAACAUGGUGUACACCUGCCACCGUGACAAGAACUGCCAGAUCAACAAGGUCACGCGCAACCGUUGCCAGUACUGCCGGCUGCAGAAGUGCUUCGAGGUUGGCAUGUCCAAGGAAGCUGUGCGCAACGAUCGAAAUAAGAAGAAGAAAGACGUGAAGGAUGAGGUCAUUCCGCCAGAGAGCUAUGAGCUGAGUGGGGAACUGGAGGAGCUGGUCAACAAAGUGAGCAAAGCACAUCAAGAGACCUUCCCUUCACUCUGCCAGCUGGGAAAAUACACCACAAACUCCAGCUCGGACCACAGGAUUCAGCUAGACCUGGGCCUAUGGGACAAAUUCAGUGAGCUUUCCACCAAGUGCAUCAUUAAAAUUGUGGAGUUUGCCAAACGCCUCCCAGGCUUCACCACCCUCACCAUCGCAGAUCAGAUCACCCUUCUCAAAUCUGCCUGCUUGGACAUUCUAAUGCUGCGAAUCUGUACACGAUACACACCGGAGCAGGACACAAUGACCUUUUCGGAUGGACUAACCCUCAACCGGACUCAGAUGCAUAAUGCAGGUUUCGGACCGCUCACUGACCUGGUGUUUGCCUUCGCUGGUCAGCUUCUGCCUCUUGAGAUGGAUGAUACGGAGACUGGCCUCCUUAGUGCCAUCUGCCUCAUAUGUGGAGACCGAAUGGAUCUUGAGGAGCCAGAGCGUGUCGAUCGUCUGCAGGAGCCCUUGUUGGAAGCUCUGAAGAUUUAUGCACGACGCCGCCGACCCAACAAACCUCACAUGUUCCCUCGCAUGCUGAUGAAGAUCACUGAUCUACGUGGGAUCAGCACCAAGGGAGCGGAGAGGGCCAUAACUCUGAAGAUGGAGAUCCCGGGCCCCAUGCCUCCUCUCAUCCGAGAGAUGCUGGAAAACCCAGAAGCCUUCGAGGAUCAGAGCGAGUCCACAGAGAAGAAGCCGGAGCCCGAACCGCCAGCUCCUCCUCCACCCGCCCUGCUCACGAUGAAGAAAGAGCAAGAAGAUGAAGACGACAGCUGGGCCACAGAGAACGGCAGCGAGCCUUCACCAGAAGAGGAGGAUGACGAUGAUGAGGACGGAGAGGAGGAGAGGGGUACAGACAGCGAUGGAGAGGCCUGGGGGGGACAGGAACCCAACGCGGAUGUGUCUAGAAAGAGCCACGGAGGAAGAGCUCAGUGAGCGAGCUUCUUCUUCCAGGGCAAACGCAGAGCCUUACCUGUACAGACAGACAGUGCUAACUCAGGCCACUCGGUCAACGAUGAGAGACAUCAGUGAGGAAACUCACGUAAAAAAAAAACCUCUUCUCAGGACCUCUCCCGCAGAAAGAGAGGGAAGGCGAAAGACAAAACAACUGGCUUUUCAGACUAAAUAACUGCCGCUUUUAUAAAACGUGUUUGUUUGCUUUGAAAAGGAGAAGCCAAAUGGACUUUUAACAGUGUACUUUCAACGGGUUCAAACAAAAAAAACAAACAAAAAAAAAAAAA
This is a messenger RNA of Danio rerio (zebrafish), 2053 nucleotides long. It is a transcript of the gene rarga, whose product is annotated as retinoic acid receptor gamma a. Lineage: Eukaryota; Metazoa; Chordata; Actinopteri; Cypriniformes; Danionidae. Gene Ontology annotation, molecular function: sequence-specific DNA binding; DNA binding; zinc ion binding. Gene Ontology annotation, cellular component: cytoplasm; nucleus. Gene Ontology annotation, biological process: retinoic acid receptor signaling pathway; DNA-templated transcription; liver development. The record is from RefSeq and is marked validated.